AUGAGAAGAUUCGUCGAUCCAGAGCUUUCUCACAACAUUAGUAUUUUAUCAGCAAAAGUGGGACUUACUCCAAUCGACUAUUCUGUUGACCCUCCCAUACUGUAUAACAAUAUAAAGCAUAUGAAGAUAUUUAAUCCUAUAGGAAUGGCGGCAGGAUAUGAUAAACAUGCAGAAGUUCCACUGGAGGUGUUAAGAUUAGGAUUUGGGUUUGUUGAAGUUGGGACAAUACUACCAAAGCCUCAAGAAGGUAAUCCUAAGCCUAGGAUGUUUAGACUACCAAACAAUAAGGCAAUUAUAAACAGCUAUGGAUUUAACAGUCUAGGAGUAGAGAAAGCUGUUGAAAAUAUGAAGCGUGCCAGAGAGUUACAAGCAAAGGAUCCGCUUACAAAGGAUUCCAUUAUAGGCAUAAGCAUUGGAAAAAAUAAACAUGGUGAAAUAAUAGAAGAUGUUACAUAUUGUAUUAAAAAAAUAGGAUGCUAUGCGGACUACAUAGCAAUUAAUAUAAGUUCACCAAACACACCAAACUUGAGAGACAACCAAAGAAAAGAGCCUCUACUUAAAAUCAUAAAUGCCUCUAAAACUGCUUUAAAUGAAAUAGACAUUGAAGCAGCUGCAAACAAUCUUCCAUACACUAAUACCACAAAGGAAAGACCAUUGCUAUUCAUAAAAAUAUCACCUGAUGUUAGUGCUGUCCAACUUAAAGAUAUAGCCGAUGUCGCAAUGCAGUGUUCCGUAGAUGGGCUCAUAUUGACAAACACUACGGUUGCACGUCCAGAAUCGGUAUCGGAUGAAGUAACAUCUAUCGGGAAUCCGGGAGGCGGUUUAAGCGGCAAACCCCUAUUGGAAAAAUCCAGGAGGAUAAUCCAUGAAAUGUACAGUCUGACCAACGGGAAGAUCCCUAUAAUCGCGUGUGGAGGCAUUUCUACUCCCGAAGAUGCAUUGGAUAUGAUAGAAGCUGGAGCAUCUUUGUGUCAAAUAUACACAGCUAUGAUAUAUGAAGGACCCAAGCUUCCAAGCAACAUGAAGAAAAACUUGGCUUAUUUACUAUCAAAGAGAGGAUAUACUAACAUUUCCCAAGCUAUUGGAGCUGCACAUGUUUCCAAAAAAAAGGUUUAA
This is a messenger RNA of Theileria equi strain WA, 1116 nucleotides long. RefSeq names its product dihydroorotate dehydrogenase, putative. Gene Ontology annotation, molecular function: dihydroorotate dehydrogenase activity. Bases 1 to 1116 code for a protein of 371 amino acids. Gene Ontology annotation, biological process: 'de novo' pyrimidine nucleobase biosynthetic process; pyrimidine ribonucleotide biosynthetic process. NCBI's taxonomy places the organism in Eukaryota, Apicomplexa, Aconoidasida, Piroplasmida, Theileriidae. Gene Ontology annotation, cellular component: mitochondrial inner membrane; cytoplasm. The transcript has 10 exons. The record is from RefSeq and is a predicted model, not a curated record.